Morchella importuna is the source of this 1497-nucleotide messenger RNA. RefSeq lists its product as uncharacterized. The transcript is spliced from 3 exons. The record is from RefSeq and is a predicted model, not a curated record. NCBI's taxonomy places the organism in Eukaryota, Fungi, Ascomycota, Pezizomycetes, Pezizales, Morchellaceae. Gene Ontology annotation, biological process: mRNA splicing, via spliceosome. Gene Ontology annotation, cellular component: spliceosomal complex. Bases 1 to 1497 code for a protein of 498 amino acids.
AUGGUGGAACUCGAGAGAGAAACAUGGGAGAGCACUCGAGCUGUCUGCAAGCCAUCUCUCAUCCCACGGCCCCUCAAUGCAAACCUUCCCUUCCCUCGCCUCGCAGCGCCACACCCAGCCAGCCCUUCCCUGCAUAGCCGCUCUCUCUCCAUCCAGCUAAGCGCCACUCACGUGACGGCUGUACCUCAAGCUUCUCUUCUCUUCUUCUUCGCUGUGUCGAGUCUUCCCUUUUCCUCCAUCAUCGUUCACGACAUCAUCGCACAUCAACACCCAACACCUCUCACACAGUUGACACUGCACGUGCCCACCCCCAAUGACCAUGGAGCCCACCGACACCGCCAUGACCGAAGCUCCCACCUUCGCCCCUCCCCCCCCAAGAAGCGCAAGUUCAUCCGCCGCCGGCCUGACGAUGACGACAACGACCAAACCACACCCGACGCCGCCGACGCCGCCCCCACCGCCCCCACCGCCCCCACCGCCCCCACCGCCCCCAACACACAAACCACCACCACACCACCACCACCACCCACCGAAAGCGCCGUGCCCCCCUCCCCCCCAACAGACCCUGAGACCCCAGACCUCUCCACGAUCCUCCGCCUCCGCAAGAAGCUCACGCGCCCCACCCGCCGCGGGCUCGAGGUCACCGCGCCCAAGCCCACCACGACGACGACGACGUCGCAGGCAACGGCCACAGCCGCACCGCACCGCCCGCUGGACGACGACGCCGCCGCAGCAUCAAAGGCCGCCGAGGAGGAGGAGGAGGAGCUCCAGGCCGUCGUCAACAGGUUCACGCACCAGACGGGCCAGAUCCUCGACGUCGACAAGCACAUGAUGGCCUACAUUGACAGCGAGAUGCAGCGGCGCCGCGGCAUCGGCACGUCUGGGGGCGCGGGGGGCAGCGGUGGUGGCGGCGGCGACAGCGGGAGUAGCGCCCCCGCGGGCGGGGAGAGCGCGAGUAGGUCGGCGUACUGGACGCCCGUGGUGCCGGAGGGCCGCGGAGCGACACUGGGGAAGCUGCAUGAGGUUGAUCUGGGGGAGGAGACGAAGAAGCGGAAUAUUGCGCGGACGCAGGAGGCGACAAGGCGGCUGCAGGGGGAUGGGACGGCGGCGGCGGGGGCGGCGGAGGAGGAGGAGGCCGGCAGCGGGGGUAAGAAGAAGAUGAAGGGGCGGAGAAGACGCAAUAGUCAGGAUAUCCAGAGGGAUAAGCUGGUGGAGGAGGUUCUCAAGGAGAGUCGAUUGGAAAUGUACACCGAGCCCGACCCGUCCGAGGAGCAGCGCGAGACAGAAGGCGCCGCAGACGACCGCAUCGCGGAAAAGUUCCGCCGCGAGUUCCUAGACGCGCUCAUGUCACGGCGCCGCCGCAGAGGCGGCGACAGCCGCAAGAAGAGGGACGAGACGAAGAAGCCGCGGGGGCCGAAGCUGGGAGGGAGCAGACAGGCGCGCGCGGCGAUGCGGGAGAGCCAGAAUCAGGCUACGGUCGUGGCGAAAAAACGAUAG